Messenger RNA from Abrus precatorius (Indian licorice), 1106 nucleotides. RefSeq names its product WAT1-related protein At3g28050-like. The record is from RefSeq and is a predicted model, not a curated record. The transcript has 7 exons. Bases 39 to 1106 code for a protein of 355 amino acids. Gene Ontology annotation, molecular function: transmembrane transporter activity. NCBI's taxonomy places the organism in Eukaryota, Viridiplantae, Streptophyta, Magnoliopsida, Fabales, Fabaceae. Gene Ontology annotation, cellular component: plasma membrane.
GCGUGCAACAGAGGAGGAGUGAGGAACAAAGAGAACAAAUGCAGGGUGUAGGAGUCACAACAAUGAUGGUAGUUGUCCAGAGCUUGGAAGUGGGUUUGAACAAUAUAAUCAAAGUUGCCACCACCAAAGGGAUGAGUAACCUUGUUUUCAUUGUGUAUUCAAACGUUGUGGCCUUGUGUUUGCUUCUAUUAUCUACCUUCAUCUAUCGCAGAAAGAGACCUUCUUCCCCAAUCACAAGGUCAACUUUAUGCAGAAUAUUUAUUCUUAGCUUGGUCAGUUGUUCUGAACAGACAUUGAUGUAUACUGGUAUUGGAUAUAGCUCUCCAACUCUGGCUUCAGUUAUGGUGGAUCUCACUCCAGCUUUUACCUUCAUAGUUGCCAUCGUUUCCCGGAUGGAAAAACUGGACCUGAAACUAGGGAGCAGUAAGGCGAAAAGUAUUGGCACUGUGGUCUCUAUCAUAGGGGCGUUAACAGUAACCCUAUACAAGGGCAUGCCAUUGACUGACGAUGAUAGUGAUUCACUGCAAAACACUGUAACAGUUGCCCCAUUCUCCUCACACCAAUCAGAUUGGCUACUUGGAGGCUUACUCCUCUCAGCUGCUAGCUUCUGCCUUUCCCUCGUGUUCAUUAUCAAGACAUGGAUUAUCAAGGACUACCCUGAAGAGUUAACGGUGACAACCAUUUCUUGUGGUUUUGUGGUCAUUCAAUCCACGGUGGUAGCUUUUGCUGCAGAGGGAAGUUCAAAAGCAUGGGCACUGGGAUUUGAUAUGGAGUUGAUAGCCAUAUUGUAUUCAGCAAUUUUUGUUGUGUCGUUGCGUAGCAUUGUGCAUAUAUGGGCAUGUCGCAAGAGGGGACCUGUGUAUGUUGCUAUGUUUACUCCUUUGGGCAUGGUCAUUGCACUUGUGAUGGGAAUCAUAUUUUUGGGGGACACCCUUUAUCUUGGAAGCAUUAUUGGAGCUACUGUUAUAUCUAGUGGAUUUUAUGGUGUAAUAUGGGGCCAGGCUCAAGAGGAAAACAUGGUUCAUGAGAAAAAUGGAACGUUUCGCUUUGUCUCAUCAUCUUCUUCCCAAGCCCCUCUGUUGCAGAACAAGAGUAUGGAGGUAUAG